UCGCCGCCUCGCCUCGCCGCAUUGCCUCGCCGCCUCGCCUCGCCGCAUCGCCUCACCGCCUCACCUCGCCUGUUGUUCGGUUCGCUCUGACUGCUAGGGUUCUCUCUCUCCCCCUUUCUCUCCUGCUAGUCCAGCCAUUGUGAUCCCGAGGCCAGCCAUUGUCUCGAACAUUUUCAAGAGAUCUCGACGCAGGGAGAGCUUUUGUGGUUAAGCCAAACCAUGACGAGUGCAGUUGUAUCUGGCAUCCUUAAACCUCUUUUGGAGAAACUAGCUUCAUCGGCUGUUGAAGAACUUGAAUUGGUAUGUGGCGUCAAGGAUGAUCGAGAGAAGCUCAAGAACACGCUAGAGACGAUCCAGAGGGUGCUCGCUGAUGCUGAAUAGAGGCAGACUAAAGAUGAAGCCGUUAGCAUUUGGCUAUCGAAGCUUAAAGACUUCUGCUACGAUGCCGAGGACGUGCUGGACGAUUUCGAAGCUAGGGCUUUGGAGAGGCGGGUGAGGUCUACCGAGCACUUGACCCUCAAAAGGAAAGUAAGCUACUUGUUCUCGUGGAUAUCUAAUUUCAUUUUCCAGUUUAAGAUAGCACAUAAUAUGAAAGAACUGAGAAAGAGACUUGAUGGGAUCAACGAAGAGAAAAGUCAGUUCAACUUGUCGGGGGAUGUUCAUGACAAGAUUAUAGUUCCAUGGAGAGAAACCCAUUCUUUUGUGACCCCUUUAGUUAUGAUUGGCAGAAAUGAAGAAAAGGAAAUGAUAUUAGAGCUAUUAAGAAGAUCAAAUGAUGGUGGGGUUGGAAUGAUAGGAGUCAUUUCGAUUCUUGGAAUGGGAGGUAUUGGAAAGACAGUUCUUACUCAAUUGGUGUACAAUGACAAUUGGGUAAACAAAUAUUUUGAUCUCAAAGUUUGGUUAACCAUGCCAUUAGGAUUCGAAACUGAGAACAUAAUAAGACGCAUCCUCAAGUCUUUGGGUCACAAAAACAAAGAUGAUGGGCUGGAAAUGCUGCAACAUAUCUUGAGAAGCAUUGUGUGGAACAAAAGGUGUCUGUUUGUAAUGGACAAUGUGUGGGAAGUGAGGCGGGAGGGUUGGGUGGAAUUUAGAAAUUUGUUACGAGGUGCUUCCGAGGGUAGUAAAGUCAUUGUGACUUUGCGGAAUAUGUCGGUCGCCUCAAUCAUGGGUUGUGUCCGCCCGCUUAAUUUGACCGGACUUUCGUGGAAUGAUUCUUUUACUUUGUUCGUGAAGUGUGCAUUCGAUCAAGAGCAAGAGAAGAAUCACCCGGACCUUAUGGAAAUCGCCAAUGCCAUCGUGAAAAAGUGUUGGGGAAAUCCUCUUGCGGUGAAGAGUUUGAGAAGCUUGUUGUAUUCAAAAUACAACAAAACCGACUGGGCAUAUGUAAGAGAUAGUGAGAUGUGGCAACUACAAACUGAUAUUUUACCUUCACUGAGAAUAAGCUAUGAUAUAAUGCCGUCAUACUUGAAACAAUGUUUCCAAUGA
This is a messenger RNA of Syzygium oleosum, 1485 nucleotides long. RefSeq names its product putative disease resistance protein RGA4. The coding region runs from base 589 to 1485 and encodes 298 amino acids. Lineage: Eukaryota; Viridiplantae; Streptophyta; Magnoliopsida; Myrtales; Myrtaceae. Gene Ontology annotation, biological process: defense response to other organism. The record is from RefSeq and is a predicted model, not a curated record. The transcript is spliced from 3 exons. Gene Ontology annotation, molecular function: ADP binding.